Lotus japonicus is the source of this 639-nucleotide messenger RNA. RefSeq lists its product as uncharacterized. The coding region runs from base 1 to 639 and encodes 212 amino acids. The transcript is spliced from 2 exons. NCBI's taxonomy places the organism in Eukaryota, Viridiplantae, Streptophyta, Magnoliopsida, Fabales, Fabaceae. The record is from RefSeq and is a predicted model, not a curated record.
AUGGCAUCUUGUAAUGAAUCCACUCUGUAUAUCGCGGAGAAUAUUGCUGUUGAGCAACUUGUGAUUCUUUCGCUUGAUCUUGGGGCGGAGACGUACACCCUCUUGUCGCCGCCUAAGGGUUUUGAUGAAGUGCCUUGUGUUGAGCCAAGUAUUGGGGUUUUGAUGGACAACCUAUGUUUUUCUCAUGACUUAAAGAGAACCCAUUUUGUUAUAUGGCACAUGAAGGAGUUUGGGGAUGUAGAGUCUUGGGUUCAAUUACUAAAAAUUAGUUAUCAGGAUCUUGAUUGGGAGCCCCUUGAUGAAUACGUCUUUGUUACGUAUCAAUUAUUUCCACUAUGCCUUUACAAUGGUGAUACACUCGUAUUGGGCAGUUUUAGAGAUGAUCAAGCAAUACUGUAUGAUAAGAGAGCUAAUACAGUUGAGCGAACUACACUUACAACUAAAAGUAACAAUAUUCUUUUGCUCUCUGAUUAUGUUGAAAGUUUGGUAGCAAGAAUUGGGGGAGUGUUUACUAUUUCUACACCUGAUAAUGAUAUUGCUAUAGAAUCUAUUUUUAACAACACAACCCUCAUGUCAGCUAUGGUGCAGGCUUCUAUUCAUGGUAUCCUGGUGGAAAUCAAUUUCUUUCUCUGUUCAUAG